AAAGCAAAGGAAGAAGAAGAAGAAGAAACACCAUCAGAAGAAGAAGAAGAAGAAGAGAAGGAAGCGAAAGAUCGUUUUGAAAUCGUGUUGCCAAAAGUAAUCAUCACGUUAAAGUAUCAAAAUGGUGAGUACUGGAUGAUUGUGCAGUAUAUCCAUUCAGAUAUACGUCUCUUACAUGAUUAGUAGCACUAAACAGCUCAGGUUUGGUGAACUGUGUUAGCAGCAUAGUGGCUCACAGUGAUGCGCGUUGUGUUAGCUAAUAUUGAAGCAUGAACUACUUAAACUCUAACACAUUAAAUCAUUUCAAUAACAGAUUCAAAACAGUCUUGCGGCCAAAAACUUCUGAAUUAAGCCAUCUAAGCUCCUUCUGUUUUGAUAUGGGUCGAUUUUAUCAUGAUUGUUGCCUUGUGUGCUGGCCGUUUUAGAUGUUCAGAAUGAUGGUUCUUAAAUGAUGAAGUCAGUCACACUCUCUGCUCUGAAUGAAACUUACACGAUAACUACCAGAUAUCUGCUUUGAACAUGAGUUUUUGUAAUGAGGGUUGAUUAAAUUAAUUCAUGUUCUCUCUAUCAUUUCACAGCUUCCCUUGUCCCUGCUGAAAACUGCCCAGAACCACCCAAUGGUAAGAAGUUCCUGAUGCCUCUCUGUAAAUAGUUACAUUAAUAUUUGGACCAAAAAUACUCACAUAAUCAAAAGUAAGUGGGACAAUUAUUUUUUCACUUGGUGUAGGGGAGAGUGGGGUAAGUUGAGCCACCCCCUGUUGCUUCGAAAUGGUGAAAGAUAUUGAUCAUGUGACCAAAUAUUUAGGAGAUGGGCAUCAAUUCAUGGAGUCUCUGAAGGUUAGAAGCACAUGGGUGAAGGGUUAGACAUUUAUUUACAAAAAAAAUAAAAUAAAUAAAAAUACUCUUGAAAGUGAAUUUAGUCUGUCAUAAGUUUUAUUAGAAUUGUGUUCAGACCAGAAAAGAUCAUUUUAAAUUAAAUACCAGCAGAGGGGUGUUUUCCCCUCUGCUGGUAUUUGAUUCUAUCCAUGGCCCAUAAUUACAAUGCCUUGUUUUUAUUGGGAGGCUGAAAACCUGAUCAAGCAUUCAGUCAUCUUCUCUGUAUUGUUUCACCAACACUAAACAGUAGCUGACUGGUUUUCUUGUUUUUUCUUUCCUCAGCUGGUUGAGCUGAAAAAUGGAGAGACCUACAACGGUCACCUGGUCAGCUGUGACAACUGGAUGAAUAUCAACCUGAGAGAAGUCAUCUGCACCUCAAGGGUAAAGCUGAGAGUUCUGCUUUCAUUUUUCUGUUUGUAAAACUGUAGAUGGAUGGAACUGCUGCACAUACUUGAACAAUGUAGUCUCAAACAUGUUGUUAGAAGAUUUUUCCAAAAGACAAAAAAACUGAAGUUUGAAUAAAGUCAUGAUCUGGUUACAUUGACAGUCCUGCUCCUCUCUGACAGGAUGGAGAUAAGUUCUGGAGGAUGCCUGAGUGCUACAUCAGAGGGAGCACCAUCAAAUAUCUGCGAAUCCCAGAUGAGAUCAUCGAUAUGGUGAAGGAGGAGGUGGUGUCAAAGGGACGCGGGCGUGGAGGUGCCCAGCAGAACAAACAGCAGGGCAAAGGAAGAGGAGGAGCUGGACGUGGUGAGUAAAAAACGACACACUGCUACAUUUGAAGAUGUUCACGCCUGUCAUCAUGUGCAAGUUUGUUAUGGGCUGCACCCUGCUUUGUAUAUUUUCCAGCUGACUAUUUGGGUGACACAUCACUGCAGGAUUCAGCCUAAAUGUUAUAUGGUUUAGUUGUGUUUUCUGUAAAGACUCAUCAAUGAUAACUUUGCAUCAGUGCUCUUAUCACCUCAUUUCAGGACUUUAAUUCUAAGCUAAUGGUUUUUGGCAACCAUAAAUGCAGAAGAUUUGACAUUUCUCGCCUUCAUCCUGCCCUCUUAUCUUCCCUGCAGGUCUGUUUGGUGGUCGUGGCAGAGGGAUGACUGGUCCAGGGCGAGGUCAGCAGCAGCAGCAGCAGGAUAAGAAACCAGGAAAACCACAAGGAAUGAAGAACCAACACUAACAGACUGCAUCAGACCUUCAACACACUCGUCCUGUUCUUUAAGACCAUUUCUGUCAGUACACGAAGAUAUAAAAUCGAACUCUUUGGUGUUUGCUCGUGCCGUAAUGUUUGUCAGAACUUUUCUCGCACUUAGUUUUGUUUUCUAGCAUCUGUAAGACGGCCGAUAGUUUUUUUACUGACCACAAACCAGAGCUGACAGACUUCUUUAGUAAUUACUUGUAAAACAGAUCACAAUUUGUAAGAAGUUUUCUAUCAUUGUAAAGUAUUUCAGCAGGGUUGAUCUGAAAACAGUUUGCAGUCCGCACACUGGAGUGAGUGUUUUAGUUUUCACUUUUUUCAUGGUGAAGCAACUGCCCAGCUCCAACGUCUGUUGCAUGGAUAUUGAUUUUUAUUGCUUUUAAUUUUUUGUUCGUGUUUUUCUGCAGUUUUUGUUCAACAUGUGGUCUUUCAACAGCAAGCGGGCUGGUAGAAUGGCACUCAGGGGAUGAAGAUUCAGCCUCUGGAAUAAACAUUUUUGUUUUGUUUGAUCAUUUAGGAGUGUGAAGAAAACAAAAGAUUCUCAUAUUCGGAAGUAUGAAACAGAUGAGUCCAACAUGUGUCAUGUUGGAGGGGGUUUUGUUUUAUUUUUGUAACAAAAGACGUAAUUUAUUUACAUGAGAACAUGAGAAUAAAGCAGCUUUUGUUUAAGCAGUUGUGUUGCUUUAAGAACAGAUCAUUUGAAAGAUUCACUCAUGCUGGUGAAAACCAACCUAAACUCAAGCAAAUAGUUUUGAAGUCUGACAAGAAUGAAGUGGACCCUGUAAGCGAGUCCAGGCAGGUAACUAGAACUGCACUGACUUCACAUACGGCUCAUAAUCGCCUCAUGAAUGUACCCUCCCUGUUCAGUUGUUUAUUUAAGCUGCAUAACUCCUGCUUACUCCAUCUGCACUUGUACUGUGCUUAAACUUUCAGCCCCAUCGUCUCCCCACAGUUCACCUGCAGUCUACAAGGUUAAAAAUAUCUCAUCACUUUGUAGUUUUUCUGCAUGUAGAUAAAUGUGCAAGGAGCGAUAAGGUUGGGGCCUGACCUAAAAUAUCCUUAGUCUGAAAAAAAUAGAAGCUAACAGUAUUUGUCAUACUAGACCAGUGUAUCGGUUGUUGCAAAAUUUAAAUUAAAAUGGCCAAAAGUCAGAAUAUAUUUGAAAUAAUAAAAGUUAUGUUAAGUUAAAAGGGUAACUAUUUGGAUACAAGCUUUUUAAAGUUCUGCAAAAAAAAUCCAAACUGUGAUCCCUUUAAGGUGCAAAGUUUAUUGUUCAACAUGCAAAAAUUACUUAUUUGUCAAAACAUUUUUCCUCAUGACAUACAUUUUUAAAGAGCAUUACUUGAUUGUUUUCUGAAACUUCAAAGCUUUUGAAAAGCUUGCAUCAUAUUCAGGCUUUCGAACAUCUCUACAAAUACAGAUCCAAAUCAAUUACAUAGAAAAAAAAGUUACAUCAUCACAUUUCUUUAAACUGGAUUAUCACAUUACCUUUCUGCCUCUUAGAUAAACACAACAGCUGUUGGUUUUGAAGGAUUAUUAUAACAUGAUCUGAAAAAUCAAAGUACAAAACACUUGUUAAAGACAUACAACAUUUUCUUGAGUGGAUCCUGAGAUCUUCAUACAUGGCUUUUCAUCGUUAAUAUAAAAAACUUGCUCUCCUUAUGAACUGGAUAAUAAAGAAAUAAAAUGUGUUAAAGAAUCUUAAGGUUA
This is a messenger RNA of Xyrichtys novacula (pearly razorfish), 3775 nucleotides long. Lineage: Eukaryota; Metazoa; Chordata; Actinopteri; Labriformes; Labridae. The record is from the annotation of a GenBank genome assembly.